AUGGGGGCGGGCGGGAGGGGUGCGGCGGGGAGGACGCCGGCGUGCGCCCCUCCCCGGCCUCCCAGCUCCUCCCUCCGGGCACGUGACGCCACCGUCCGCUCCCUCGGUGGCGCAGCGCUCUGUUUCUGCCCUCCCGCCGCGGCGCCCUUCUUCUCCCGGUCCCGUCCCGCCGCCUCCCCCACUCGUCCCACAGCAGCCAAUCACCGCUCGAGCUCGCGAGCGCCCGCCCCACCACCCCGUUCCACGCUCUCCCAUUGGCCGGAACCUCAAGGGCGCAUCCCGAGGGCGGGCGGGCGCGAGGAAGGCGGGAGACGGCGCAGUUUGAAUCGCGGUACGACGGAGGAGUGGGCGCCGGGAUCUCGCUGUGCGUCCGCCUGGCCUCGUCUCUUCCUCGCUUAUCCGAGCUUCAGCACAGUCCGAGAUGGUAACGUGGACAGUGACGGCCCGGCCGCCGCGGGCUGCGGGCUCCGAGCGGGCGGGGCCGCCGUGCCCGGGGCUCGGGGAGAGGCGGCGGCGGCGGGUGGGAGCGUGCGGAGACGGGGUCGGGGCGAGCGGAGGGAGGUGUUUCGUGAGCCCGGGGCCCCGGGCGGGAGGCGACGGUUGGGGGGCGCGCACGGCGCAGCCAGGAGCCGGCGCGGGGGCGCGCCGCGGCGGCGGGCGCGCGGCGGGGCAUUACUGGAAAUAAUUAUGAAGAAUGGAAGCACCGCUGGAAAUAGCACACAUUGCCGAAAACCCCCAGGUAGUGGGGAGCAGAGCAAGCCUAGCUGCGCGAAGGACGGCACCCCGGGCAGUGGCGAAGGCGGAAAAGUCUAUACCAAAGACCAAGUAGAAGGAGUUCUCAGCAUUAACAAAUGUAAAAAUUACUAUGAAGUCCUCGGAGUUACAAAAGAUGCUGGUGAUGAAGAUUUGAAAAAAGCUUAUAGGAAGCUUGCUUUGAAGUUUCAUCCAGACAAGAACCAUGCCCCUGGAGCCACGGACGCUUUCAAAAAGAUUGGAAAUGCUUAUGCCGUUUUAAGCAAUCCAGAGAAACGAAAACAGUAUGACCUCACAGGCAGUGAAGAAAAUGCUUGUAAUCACCAGAACAACGGCAGGUUCAAUUUCCACCGAGGCUGUGAAGCCGACAUCACUCCAGAAGACCUGUUCAAUAUCUUUUUUGGCGGUGGAUUUCCUUCAGGUAGUGUACAUUCAUUUUCAAACGGCCGGGCUGCUUACAGCCAUCAACAUCAGCACCGACACAGUGGGCAUGAAAGAGAAGAAGAAAGAGCAGAUGGAGGUUUUUCUGUGUUUAUCCAGCUGAUGCCCAUUAUUGUAUUGAUCCUCGUAUCGUUGUUAAGCCAAUUGAUGGUCUCGAAUCCUCCUUAUUCCUUAUAUCCCCGAUCUGGAUCAGGACAAACUAUUAAAAUGCAGACAGAAAACUUGGGCGUUGUUUAUUACGUCAGUAAGGACUUUAAAAGCGAGUAUAAAGGAUCGCUAUUACAAAAGGUAGAAAAGAGCGUGGAAGAGGAUUAUGUGACUAAUAUUCGAAAUAACUGCUGGAAAGAAAGACAGCAGAAAACAGAUAUGCAGUAUGCAGCAAAAGUGUAUCGCGAUGAGCGGCUGCGGAGGAAGGCAGAUGCCCUGAGCAUGGACAACUGCAAAGAGCUGGAGCGGCUGACCAGCCUCUACAAGGGGGGAUAGGCUGGGCGUCCUGCCUACUUCCUUCAGUGUACUCUGUCUUUUCUGUACAUUUCAUUUCGCCAUGAAGCUGAGGAAGAUUUGAUUAAAGACUAAGCUGAGUAGCUGAUUCCUGAAAUCUUGGACUGUUAAUGAUCUACUGGCUCGUUUCAAUAGUAAGAACUGAAAACUAAAUAUUUUAGUAUGCUUCUGCAUUUACUUUCACUUUAAAAUCUUAUAUGAUUCCUUACAAUAUCUGGAGAAGAUUAUCACACCUGUAGCAAUUGCCAGUUUUUGUGAUUCUCCAUUAUUCCUUUGCCAUGUAAAUAGUUUUAGAAUGAUUUUGUGUAUAUAUGAGCGCUUGUCUUUUAUUUAAAUUAUUUUAGUGUUUAGCUCCAUGAGACACUUUGUUCAAGCUGAUGGAAUGAAUGUCUAUAACACAAUCACAUUUCCAUUAGGUGUUUGGGUGUGUGGAGUUUAAACAGUGAAGAUUUUUCAAAAAAAAAUUAAAAGUUUAUGUAAAAUCUUAUAUCAAUGUAGAAGGAAUUGACAUUUUUAAUAUUGUUCUUAUAUUCCAGAAUAUGUAAUGAGAUAAAUGAACUGGUGUAUACUAUCAGUAUGCUCUUUAGUUUUAUGAAUUGCUAAGCCAUACAUAGGAACGAAAUGCUAUAGGAUAGAUUUAAAGAAAAUAUGAUGAUAAAAUUAUGCUAAAUGAGUUUUCAAUGGUAAGUUGCAGUUAUGCCACUCACAAUUCCAGGAACUAAAAGUUAGCCCCAAAUGUUCGUUUAUGUGUCCUUCAAGGCUACUGAGGCUUAUGAAGCAAAAGAUGGACCUUAUUCCCAUGGAAAUUCAGUUUCAUGGAGAUAACUACAGCAGGACCCCAAAGCAAACGGAUUCUUCUACAAAUAAGUAGGAAGAACAAAAUGACCACUACACCCAGCUUUGUGCCUUUCCACCUGUGGCUGGCUCACCUGGCAGCAUGGCCUGUUGGGACACAGCAGUCCUGAGCAGAGAUAGAGCAGCAGCUAGAGCAGUGACUGAUUGACAGCAAGUCAGCAGAGCGUGACUCCACCAACCAGGCCACUCCUCAGAUCUUUACAAUAAGCUCCUUGUAACUCAAUCUGUAAUAUACAGUGGGCACACACAGCGGGGACUUGAAGUCUUGGUGCUUCUUGGGUUUGGCAUGGCUUCUGGUCUUGUGUAUUUAACAGUAGUGAGGGCCUAAUGCCUCUGCUUCGCACAGGUCAAGAAUUACAAACACAUUUUGACAGUUGUCACACCCCCACCAUCCCUUGCUCAAGAGUGAGAAUGUCAGGCAGAUUGGCUUUGUGCUUUUCCUUAGGGAUUUCUUCCUAAACAUUGUUGAUUUCUGUCCGCUGUUGAACUGUUUAAACCAGUCUCUUGUAUUUUGCUAUGAGAUUCUUCAGUGGAAACACCUGACUAUAAUAGUGGGUUAAGUUACACACUUUGUCCUAGGAGUCUGGGCAACUCAACCAACCUUCUAGAAAUAUGCCCUUUUUAGGAGAGCUAUGAAGAAAGUAGAGGCUUGUUUUACAGUUCUCAAGUAAUGCAUUUAAUGGGAAACUACUAAAAUGCUGUAUAUCUAGUCAUCUUUAAUACAGACCUUUUCCUCACAAUCUACAUAUUUUUGUUACUCUAAAAAUGGAAUCUGAGGAAUAACUUCAGAAGACCACGCCCCACAACAGCCGCGUCUAUCUCUCCAGCCUGUGUCUAGCAGUUUUGACUGCCUCUGGUGCAGGCUGGCCUGCAUGCGCUCACAGAGGCCGGGCCUUGACAGAGAAAUUGCUGCUCUUUGCUUGGAAUAAACCUGGGCCGAGUUUAGCACCACACUCAGAAUUCCAGGGCACUCUCGGCCUGUUCUCCGAGCCUUCUGAGUUCUCUCCUGCUUCCUUCAGCAAAUGCCCUGUCUGACCAUUAGUCCGAAUUAGUGCUUCGUCCACAUGAAUGGUUUUCCAAGGUUGCACACCUCACGCACAGCUGUUCAUAUCUUUCAUUAGAAUCUACUUCAGCUGUCACUUCAGCAUUCACUGUGAAGACUUCUGAAUUCCACUGAAUUAUUCUUUUAGUUUCUCUGCAUCUUCGUCACCUGCUGAUCUUGUUCUCUGGUACAAGAUGAUGAAGCUUAAAGCUGCCCCUGAUCCCUGAGGAGGCUGCCAUGCUGCUUUUGUGAUUUUUUUUUUUUUUUCUGUGUUUGCUUGUUGCGUCUGUUUUUUUAAAAUUUGAAUCAGGGUCUAUGUAGCCCUGGCUGGCUGGCUGAAACUCAAACUGUAGACCAGGCUGACCUGGAACUCACAGGACUGGCCUGUGCUCCACCACCUCAUCCCCCGCCCCCAUGCUAGGAUUAAUGGCAUGGGCUCCCACACCCGUGUGGGAGUAUUUUCAAUCAGAGAAGUACAUAGUUUUCCAUUUGCCAUUAAGAUCAUGGAUCUCAUGUUUAGCAUCCAUUGAAAUAUCCAUUUCAAAUUCUCUUGUUUUUAAAACUCUCUGGCAACUAAUUUCUUACAUUUCUUGUUCAUGUAGGUCCAUUGCUCUUACUUUUUUAAGUCCAGAGCACUUUCUUUAGGUCUUCAUUUUUCUACUUUAGAUUUAAAGAAUGUCACCUUGUACACAUUGUUUCAACUCAGUAACUUUCCUUAGUUGUUCCUUUUCAUCUCCAGCCGUAUUUGCACUGAUCAUCUCAGUCUCUUCAUCUUUCACCCAUCGCUCUUUUAGCAUAGCCUUUAACUUGGAACAUUCAACCUCAAGCUUUUGGGAUUCAGCUCUCAGUCAUUCCUGUGAUUCCGCAACUGUUUGAAAUGGUUUUAUUUUGAUUAUUUUUACAUUUAUGGUGUGUGUGUGUAAACUAGAAUGUGUGUGAUUACAUGUGUGUGAGCAUAUGUCUAUAAGUGAGUGUAUGUGAGUGUAGUGUGUACACAUGUGUGAGUUGAAUGUGUGUGAUCAAGUGUUUGUGUGUGUGUGCGUGUAUGUGUGUGUAUGUGCCACGGUGCACAUGUAGAGUUCAGAGAACAACCUACAGGAGCUAGUUCUCUUUCUAUACCUUUUUAAAUCUUGUGGAUUAUGUUCAAGUUGUUAGACUUGUUCAGGAAGGUGUUUUUUUUUUUUUUUAACCACUGAGCCAUCUCACCAGCCCUCAGAUUGUUUUAUAGCUUUUAAUUUCAUAGAUGGUGUCCUCAGAGAGACUUCCCCUCUUCACUAUAUAGAUACAGCUCUUUCUCCCUGGUAACUAUGUGUAAUUUUUUCAUUUUCUCUUUCCUGCUUUUUAUGCAUUAAUCACACAAUGGGUUUCAUGUGACAUUUUCAUACACACAUAUAAUACAUUUCAUCAUCUUCACCCCUACAAACCUCUCGUUUCCCUCCUACUCCAGUGCUCUUCUUCCUCUUCCCAGAUCGUCCCUCUUCUCAAGUCUUGUUGUUGAUGUUGUUGAUGCUGAUGUUGCUGACAUUGAUGUUGCUGUUGUUGCUGAUGAUCCAAAGAGUUUUCCUUAUGGUUGCAUGGAUGGGUAUAGGUGAGGGUUAUUUACAAGAACGUAGACACUAGUGCCUGCAACCCUAAAGAAAAGUGUGUGUCCCUCCUUCAUCAACCACUAACUGCCCCAGAUCCUCAGGGAGGCUUAGGGCCUCAUGAGCCCUUUCCUCCUCCAGGGCAGGAUGUGGACAGGCCCUGUCUUACAGAGACCUUGUGCAGAAUCACAAUGUGUGAUGACUGUGUCAUGGCCAGAAGACAGUAUUCCACUAUCCUUCACCCCUUCUUGUAUUAUUCUCACCUCAUUCUGUAGCAUUUUUUGAGCCUCAGAGUGGGUAGUGUUUGAUGUUCCACUUAUGCUGAACACUCAAUUGUCUCAUGACUAUGGCCAGUGUGAGCUCCACAGCUGCUUCUGCCCACUACAUAAAGAAGUUUCUCUGACAAAAGCUGGCUCUAGCACUCACCUAUGGACCCGAACACAACAGGCAGUUUGUUGUCUUAAUGGAAAUCCCUGACGUUUUAAAGCUGUGUCUUCAGUGUGGUCUGUGGUCCUCAUGGUUUUACAUUUGAUAGUCCUGACACACACUGGUCUUAUUUUCCACUCUUUUUCUUCAAGUAGUGCACUGUGCCUAUUUUUAAUUUCUAUUUGUCUUUCACUGAAUUAAAAAUACAGAAGCUUCAAGACUUUUGGUGUCAUCCUUGCACAGGGGCUGUGCUAAUCUCUACCCUGUUCUGCUGUUAGUACAUGUCCUGCAAAAGUGGGCCCAUGCCACAGAAUUUAAAAUGCUUUCUUAAGCCUGUAGAAUAAGUCACUUAAACAUGUAGCAUUCUAAUUAACCUUGAAAGCUCAUAUCUAUCAGACAAUUUGUAGAAAUUUGAAAGUUUUUAAUGUAUUUUUUCCAGUUUUAGUGGGAAAUUUACACUAGUGUGAUUGAUAUUUACAGGAACCAAACCUUCUUAAAUCCCACCUCUAAAGGGAUAGAGAGGCUAGGUCAGGUUAUUAGAUUGAGAGAAAUUAACACAGCAUGAAGUCAUACAUGGCUUUUUACAGUAUUAUGUUUCAGGUUUGUUGCUGCAUCCCAUUACAUUUAUGACAUUUAUUAAAUUAAAUUAAACAAUUGUUAGAUUAAACAAAACUUGGAAAUAGCUGUGGGAGUGGUUGGUUGAGUGCCUGGCAUCUUAAGCUACAUAUAAAGGUGUCAUUAGAUGACUUCAGCUGAAAGAUUUUUGGUUUUGCUGCUUACUCUUGUAGUAAAAACCUCAAUAUUUUCCUGUCUUAUUUUUAGCUACAUAGAGUUUUUAAAUUUCAUUUGAUCACUUUCAUAUUUACCCAGUGGCUCUUUAUCUUUCCAUAUCAACUAGGUUUCUCAAUUUUUUUGUAGGCUUGGAAACAAUAAUUGACAUUUUAUCCCUUUAUACAUAGAGAAACACACACACUGUGAAAGGAAAGGAAACAGCACAUUUCCCCCUUUCAAUUCCCUCAUUACUGAAUGCAUUUUUAUUAGUUAUUGAGCCAUCGCUAAGUCUUAGGAUUUUUUUUUUUGACCAAAUAGAUUAAUACUGAGAAAUCUCAAGUUUUCCAUCUAACGGGUGGAAAUAACAUUUUAAGACUUGCUUUAAUUUCAUAAUCACUAUAUGCUUAUUUAUGAUUUUUAAUACUUGGCAAGGAAUAUUAAGGUCCUUAAAAUAUAAAGUGUGUGUGUGUGUGUGUGUGUGUGUGUGUGUGUGUGUGUGUGUGUACCAGUGCAUUAAAGUACUGUUUUGUGUCAGCUCAGGUGUUCAUGAGAACAGGAGUAUGUAAUGCCGGCCCUUAAUUUCAAAUGCACUUUUAUGCUUAGUUUUUCUUACUGUUAAACUUUUACACUGAUAUGUAAAAUAAAAAGAAAUAACUUUUGAUUCUCUUUAUCUUUAUUAAUAAUAUUUGAAAUGCAGCUAUUUAACACAUGAUAUGGUUGCUACUGUGUUUUCAGAUAUUUCAUUAAAAAAAAAACACCCACUUUUUAAAGCAGUGAAACAUUACUUGGUGGACUAGAGGGCCUAAUGAGCCAUCUUUUCAAUUAGGCAAGCAUUCUAACAAAGGACCAAAUGGUCUAAAAGAGGAAUGAGUGUCUUUAUUUAACUUCUCCACAUGAAGCUCGAGCAUAGUCUAUCUUUUUAUUGAGUGAGGCAAAUUGAAAGGAAAUCUCUAACACCUUUUAUUGUCUGAAUAGAAAAAAGUAUCAAAAUGAACAGCCUGAAUCAGUCAUGAAAUAGCUAAAAACCCUUGUCCAGCAACCAUAACAGAGUAUGUAAAGUCCUUAAAAUUCUCUGUAAACCAAGGAAGAUGAAAGAAUAGCCUGACAAAUCAUCUCCACUUUCCCCUCUAAAAUACAGUUUUUCAUUACAAAUGGGAGCCAGGCAUGGUUACUCAUACAUGUAGCCCCAACACUUAGGAGGCCAAGUGAGGCAGGGGAAUUAUGGAUUUCAGCCUGCCCUGGGGACCUUGUAAGAUUCUGUCCCAAAUACAAUAAAAAAAUAAAAACAAAAGUAGAGAGAACCAGGUUAUUCAAGCAGUUCUUGCAAACCUUUAAUAAUCUGUAGGCAUUACAGCUCUGAAUCUGGGUUCCCCUUUUGGUUUCAUUUCUAUAAGACAGAUACUUUCAUAUAAAUGGAAACAUUUUUUUUCCUCAAACCAGUUAUUCGACAUGCUCCUUAUAUUAAGGAUUAUAUAACCACGUGUUUGUAAAUGCCCUCUGUGUAACUUUUUUCCUAUUAUAUGGUUCUUUUUCAGUUAAUUUAAUCUUCUGCUGGUGUAGGGGCCAAUAGAUUUGUGAAUAUUCUGUGGAUGUGUCCAUGUAUACAUGUAUAUAUAAAAAUGUAUAUAUUUUCCAUCUAAUACCUCAGAUGUGUGAUUGUUUAAUAAGUACCAUAUUGUUUGCACAGUGCAGGGCUUCCAUUAGUAGGUUCUUAUUUCAAAAUUUGAUCAUUAGUCAAUAGAAUUUUAUUGGUGUGAAAUCUCUCAGUUGAUCUCUACGUUUUAAUGCACAUUCCUAUUGGAAGGCCCGCAUGCCAUCUAAAAUGGUAUUUUUCUGAGUCUGGUAACCCAGAAGUGGUCCUUGAAAUGACCUGGUCUAAUAAGUUAUUAAAACUUGGGGUGACUGGUUGCUGAGAUGUGUCAUAACUGCAAAGAGGUGACAGACACCUGAUGCAAGUGCCAGCAAGUCUUGCUGGUUUCACUGUAAGAUUAUGCUUAGCCUUUCCAGGGUAACGUUCACAUAGGAGCGGACUUUGAGUGACACCAUAGCCUUUCAUCAUUACCUUCAAAAUUAAUUGGUUUUUGGUUGGGUGACUACAGUAAGAGACAUUUGGUAUUUGUAAUUUAUUUGUAUUAAGAAGUGCUUCAUCUUUGCUUUAUUUCUGGUCUUUAGAUUGCUGUGUAAGACCUUCCAUUUAAAGAUUUGGGUUUUGUUGUUAUUGUUUUGUGUUUUAAGCUACAGGUAUUUUCUAAGGUGUGACAUAGGUUUUCAAGGUUUGGUGAGAUUUUAAUGGAAGCCUUGUGUGUGUAAAAUGAAGUGCUAUUGGUAAAGGCGAUCUCCGGUAGUGCAUUCAAGAUCACAUAAUUAGGUUUAAAAACAAAAGGUCUGAUUUGUAAAAAUUUAAUAUUAUAUCAGACUUAUAUAAGAUUUCGUGUGAGAACUCUUAAGCUGCUUUUGAUUUUUAAUGGAUGUUCUAAUGAAUGAUUUACAAAUUUUUGUCUCAGUCUCUGUAAUUUAUCUCAGCAUAUUAAUAAAAAGAAGGGAUGUUCUCACCAUAAAA
Psammomys obesus (fat sand rat) is the source of this 8932-nucleotide messenger RNA. RefSeq names its product DnaJ heat shock protein family (Hsp40) member B14 (gene Dnajb14). Gene Ontology annotation, molecular function: Hsp70 protein binding. Gene Ontology annotation, biological process: cellular response to misfolded protein. NCBI's taxonomy places the organism in Eukaryota, Metazoa, Chordata, Mammalia, Rodentia, Muridae. The record is from RefSeq and is a predicted model, not a curated record. The transcript has 9 exons. Bases 1 to 1677 code for a protein of 558 amino acids. Gene Ontology annotation, cellular component: endoplasmic reticulum membrane.